Messenger RNA from Serpula lacrymans var. lacrymans S7.9, 1799 nucleotides. RefSeq lists its product as uncharacterized. Gene Ontology annotation, molecular function: transmembrane transporter activity. Lineage: Eukaryota; Fungi; Basidiomycota; Agaricomycetes; Boletales; Serpulaceae. The record is from RefSeq and is a predicted model, not a curated record. The coding region runs from base 414 to 1799 and encodes 461 amino acids. The transcript has 11 exons. Gene Ontology annotation, biological process: transmembrane transport.
CCAGAUUCUUCACAUUACAGCAGAGCUUGGACUUGAAGGAGAUAAUCACUUAUCCAUUUCAGUUAUAGAUUCAGUCGUAAGCUUCAUCUAACGAGGAAACAGUAGGAGUAUAAAAGCUCGAGGAUCUGGGAAGUCGCGUUGACUCGUAAUACACUCCCCAUUUAGUGUGUUCAUCUACGAGGCAUUUCUACUACAUGUAUACAGCUCUGACCAUACUUCAGAGCUGAAAUGGAAAACUCUUGUCCUUCCAUUACUGUAACACGACGGAUUCUCAAUCUCAUGAAGCCUAUAGGACUUGGACUUGGACUAAGGGCUGCCUUAAAUGCGCCAAUGCUCGCAACAACCUGUAUUCGACAAUAUAUAACUGGCAGCAUUUAAACGUUACUCCCUAUACCCUCUUUUUUCCCAGCACGAUGACGGACAUCGUUCCAGGCGAAAAGGCCUGUGGCUCUAGUGAGGAGCCCUCUUCCCAGCAGGUUGAAGUCUUUGAACGCCCUACCGGUCUGAAGGGCUUUUAUUACAACCCGUAUACACAGGUCGUUAUGCUCGGAUUCGUAUGUUUCUUGUGUCCAGGCAUGUUCAGCGCUCUCGUUGGACUCGGUGGAGGCGGUCAAUACAAUACAAAAACCGCUGCAAAUUCAAUCUGUGCCAUGUAUUCGACCUUUGCAUUUUUCUCUUUCUUUACGGGUUCGGUGAAUAACAAGCUGGGCCCUCGUCUCACUCUUGUUAUAGGGGCGUGUGGUUACUCUUUGUACACAGCAUCUUCCCUCACCGUUUACAUCUAUCCAGACGCAGGUGACUUUGUUACCACGGCUAGUGUUAUUCUCGGUAUAUGCGCAUCCCUUCUAUGGGCAGCCCAAGGUUCUCUCGUGUUGGCUUAUCCGACUGAAGUUCAAAAGGGAAGAUUUAUCGCUAUCUUCUGGGCUACUUACAACUUGGGAGCUGUUGUCGGUGCUUCAAUAUCGUUCGGAAUUAAUUCCCAUUCUGAGGGUGGAGAUGUUGGGAGUGGAACGUAUAUUGGUUUCCUCGUACUUACCCUUAUCGGAGUAUGCAUACCUUUCUUCAUGGCCGAUCCCAACAAAAUGAUUCGCACCGAUGGCACUAAGGUUGCUAGAGUCCAACAUCCGACGUGGAAGCAUGAAUUCUAUAGUCUCUAUGUCACGCUUAAAACGGACCCAUUUAUCGUCCUCCUAUUUCCUAUGUUCUUUGCCAGCAAUUACUUCUACACCUGGCAAUUUGACGACUACAGUGCUGCCCUGUUCAACAUCCGCACUCGUUCACUUAAUAACCUUGUCUAUUGGUCGUGUCAGAUCUUUGGUUCGAUUGCUAUUGGUCUGGUGCUCGAUACACCGCGACUUCGCCGUCGCGUGCGCGCCUUCUCUGGUUGGGCCAUUCUCCUCGCUAUGGUGUUUGGUGUUUAUGGUUGGGCGUAUUAUUAUCAAAAGGGUUAUACUCGCGCAAUGGCGACACCGACUAUGGACUUCAGUGACAAAGGCUAUGCUGCAUACUGCUGGCUCAUAAUUUUCUACGGUCUGUUCGGUGCCAUGUGGGAAACGAUGGCGUACUGGCUCAUGGGAGCAAUGUCGAACGAUCCUGCUAAACUCGCAGUCUUCAGUGGUUUUUAUAAAUCAAUCCUAUCUGCUGGAGCUGCUGUUGUUUGGCGAGCAGAUGCGAUGAAGCUGCCAUUCAUGAACAUAUUUGCGUCUACGUGGGCUCUUACCGCCGCAGGCCUCGUGAUCGCUCUGCCCAUGGUUUGCAUGCGUAUCAGAGAUAGCUCGGAAGAAGAUGAUCAGAUAUAG